AGGCCGUGCUGUACGGCAGUGACGGGAGUGAGUGGCGUCGGCUCAACGAACAAAACAAAUAAACAAACAGACGGGCGAAAGUGUCGUGGCAGACGGACGCGACGCGACUCUGCUCCGGGCGGCGCACAGCACAGUGUGUCUCCACGUCGGCCGCGUACCUCGCCGUGCCGAUUCAGCGAAUUUUUGUCGGUGUUUUCUGCAAAGCCAAGUCCGUGUCGCGCUGAAUGAGCCAUGGACGGGGCGCUCGGCGGCCCGUUCGGCUUCACCGCCGUCAGCGGCAACGGCAAGGGCCCCGCGACGAAGGACCUGGACAGUCACCAGGACCACCAGGACGCCGACAAGCCUAACGGCACCGAGGAGUCCAAUGGCCUAUCAACAACUUGCCUACAUUUCUACAGUGCAUGCAGCUGUCAGAAUAAGACCUCAUCGAGGCCCGACAGCCCCAGCGCCCCCAACGGCUUCUCCAAGAUGGACCUGGAGCGGCCCGGGCGCAUGCACCUCGAGGACCUGCCCAACGAGAUCUCGGCGCCCUACGAGGUGCCGCAGUUCCCCAUCGAGCAGAUCGAGACCAAGCUCGCCAUGCAGCGCCAGCUGUCAGUGUGGUGAAUAUUUGGCAUGCCGGGGAUGGGGGCGGGAGCGGGUGCACUGCAAAACA
Messenger RNA from Thrips palmi, 655 nucleotides. RefSeq lists its product as uncharacterized. NCBI's taxonomy places the organism in Eukaryota, Metazoa, Arthropoda, Insecta, Thysanoptera, Thripidae. The record is from RefSeq and is a predicted model, not a curated record. Bases 232 to 606 code for a protein of 124 amino acids. The transcript has 3 exons.